UGAAUAUCGAUCCAGAACAGGAUGCAAGAUCCUGCCGGUCAAACGCCUCGCUGCGCGACACCUUUUGUGUACUUGCUAGUACCUAGUGACUACACAUUCGCUUCAUCAGUCAAUACCACGCCAAGGCAGGCUUCCUCGGAGCCUUGCUAAGGUAUCAUUGCCGACCUCCAAGGAUUCUCGGUUUUCGGUCGUCCGACUAUAUCAAGCUACUUCCAGUGGACACUUUGUGACUGGUCAGUGUGACCAUGCAUUUUCAUGGGCAGUGUUUCUAUGACCUCUUUGAUUGUAUCGACUCUGUUGUAUCCUGGUCAAAGGUCGGCGCAUCGGUCACGGAUCUUUUGGCGUAUCAAUGCCCGUCAAAGUCUGAUAGCUUCCUUUGUCAGACACCAUGUCUGUGGACACACAAAGACCCUGGAGAAACAAACUCGAACACAAUGUCUCCGUACUUUGUGCUCCAGAAACAAAGCAUCAAAGCAUCAUGAUCAAGAACCAAACCCCAAAUAUGCCUCCUAGCGAACUCCUCAGAGACAUGAUCGCCUCCCGUGAAGACUAUGGCGAUUUCGGCGGCGUCAAUUGCGUAGGGGUCAAGCGCCUCCUGGUAGGCCUCGUCGCUGUAUCAACAAUCUGCAUCCUCGCAAUCUACCUCGCAGUCCACUUCCGCAUCUGCCUCGCCCGCGACAAGAAAUCCUUCCGCUCCCUCGCCAUCGACUUUGAGACGCUCAAGAACCAGCACGAAUUCAUCCGCGAGGACUCUCGUAACUUGCAGAUAACGCUCGACUUUUACAUCGAGGAGUACGGUCGGCAUCCGCGCCAUAAUCAGUUGCGGUUCGAGCCUGGGCAGGGGAAGCAGACUUCGGGUGUGACUGAUGUCGUCAGCUCUCCUACGGGUAAUGGACGGUUGCGCGAGGAUGAGGAUGUCUUUGUGGUUGAAGAGCCUUCGCAGAAGGAUUUGAAUGGUGUUGUUGAGGAGGGUGAUGUUGCGGACGGUGGUGAUCGUUUUCCGCGGUUCAGCGAGGAGGAGAAAAAGAGGAAGCAAGGCAAGGUGCCGCGGAUUCAGGCGAUUGCAGCUGGUAUGUAGGAUGUUCCGCUGACGCCUCCCAUUCAGG
Molecule: messenger RNA, 1106 nt
Organism: Colletotrichum scovillei
Lineage: Eukaryota; Fungi; Ascomycota; Sordariomycetes; Glomerellales; Glomerellaceae
Exons: 2
Coding region: 389-1078 (229 amino acids)
Source: RefSeq, a predicted model, not a curated record